UCGGGCAACUUUCGUUCUCGUAUUUGUGCUGGAUGGAGGAAGUGGACGUGGCGUCGGACGUCCGUCGGGUGCACUACGUGUUUGCUGUGAAGGACAAGGUCGGUGAAUACGAUGAAGGUGUGGUUGACGCGGAGGGCGAACUUCCGAAGCCUUGGUGUCGCUACCGCCUCGCAAUUGUAAGUAGCUACGAGCUGCGCAACCUGCUACAGGGUCGUCACGCCGCCAAAAGCGGCAAGGCAACCGAAGAACUGGAAAAACUACGCUUCCACAGCCGCUCGCGGAUCGGGAGCUACAGCACGAUCUCGACCGAGGCGCAGCAAGUUGUAAUGCACCUGCAGAGGCUGGCUGCAGAACCGCUAUCAUCGUCGGCUUUGCCCUCGUACUCCAGCGAUUGCCCAAGCGACACGGAAACACUUGAUGGGGGAAAUGACAGUGAGGACAAGCAAGCUCCUGACGAAAGCAGACUGAUUGCAGCCCAAGCAGCGCUAUACAAGUGUCUAACGAAGCGCGAACGCCUGCAGGACUCGUACACUCCCAGCACCAAGCUGUCCCCGUCGCGGAUUGGUGUCAACCUAAGCCGCCGCGACCGUGAAGAAAUGGGCGUGGUCUUUGAAGGUGUGGUGUACCGCUACAACGCCGCUGAAUUCCUAAGGCAAGAAGUCCUGUUGCUGACGAAGGACGCGCUGCUAUUCUACCGAUCGUACGCUUCCAGCGCUGAGAAGAAGGUGCCAUGCUCGCACAUCAUCGGAGCUCGAGCUGUGGAAAUACCGUCAAGUGCCGCGUAUCGCGAUGGUUCUGGCGGUACUGACGGGGCUUUUGCGCUGCAGAUCAGCACGUUCGCUGAAGAAAUCCUGCUGUGUGUGGGCACGGCUUCUACUCGAGAUGCGUGGGUGAGGGGCGUGCUCCAGUACUGCAAUCCCAAGGCCAACUUUGACUGCGCGCUGCAAGGCGAAAUGUACAUCGGAUUCACGGCCUCCACUGCUCUCCGACCCGCAAACCGCGUCGAGCUCAACUCGCGGUUGCUGUUCCCGCAGUUGAAACAGCAAGAGCUGCCGAGCAGUGCCGUCACCAACCGAGUGGACGCUGAAACCAUUGCUGCUGAUACCAUUCCUGGCGCUAUGAAACUGGUGAAACGUACACUGAGGCGUGCGCUCCACAUCCUCAACAACGCGCAGCACCUUUCAGUGACCGACGUGCUGGCGUUCUUGGACGAUGCAAGCGCGCUACGAGCAGUGGACCUGCAGCUACUGCAGGACUCGGGUUCGCACGAAGAGCAGGUGGCGUUCUACCUGAAUCUGUACCACACAGUGCUCGCGCACGCUAUGAUCGCUCAAGGAUUUCCGCGCGGCAAAGGACAGUGGAGUCAUUUCCUCACGCGAACCUGCUACGCGCUGAGUCGAGGCCCAGAAGGCGAGCAGGUGAGUCUCUCGCUAGCUGAAAUCGAGCACGUGAUUCUGCGAGCGCGCUUACCUCGCGCCGAGCUGCCGCAUCUGAGCUUGGCCAGCAUUAUCAAGGCGGCCAACGACCCAGCGAGUCGACUGCGUAACCUCGGGCUGCAGCACCCAGACUUUCGCCUCAGUCUAGCUCUGGUGUUGAACCACAUGUGCAGCGAGGAGAUCGUGAUCUACGAACCGGAACACGUGCACGAUCAGCUGAAUGCAGUUCUGCGCUCGCUACUGAAGCGUAGUAGUGCUCAAGGCUACCUGGAGAUGAAGGAAGACUCGAACACUAUCGUGCUGCCACGCGUAUGCGAGUGGUAUCGCCAUGAUUUUGGCGGAGCGGCUCGAAUGCGAGACGGCCAGCGCGACGAAGACGCUUCAGCGGUUUAUUGUGUGCGCAAGCUGCUGGGCUUCAUGGAUGGAAGACUGCAGCUUCAAGUGAUCAAUGCGCUGGGCCUCGACGACGCCCCUCUCCGCACCAAGUACCGUUCGUUCAAGUACACGCCCAAGACUACCCUGGUGGAAGACAAGAGUUUACGACCGUCCGUAUCUGAAGAUAGCAGCGCCGACGCUGAGUCGACAUCACAUAGUUUCCAAAAAGAAGAAGAAGAAGAAGAAAGUGGCGGGACAACUCAGCUGUAGCAGACGCGACGCUCAACAUCGCUCGCGCUGUCGUAUGUAUAUUUAUCAUUCUUAGAGUUCGUUAGCAAGCCGCUGUGUGGCGAGUCAAGCAAGUGCAUUCAUGAACGUCCACUUCAGCCUGGUUUCCGCUUCAACAUAACUUGACACUUUGCUAGUCGCAUCUCCCAAGUCCGUCAGCAAGGCUUCAAUUUCACACGCUUAAUUGGUUCUUUUGGUUUGGCUCGCUUUGCUUUCUCCCAUUCAUCGCUUCCUCAGCUCUACUACUUGCUACGAGGUGGGAUGA
Molecule: messenger RNA, 2364 nt
Organism: Phytophthora sojae
Lineage: Eukaryota; Oomycota; Peronosporomycetes; Peronosporales; Peronosporaceae
Exons: 1
Coding region: 33-2081 (682 amino acids)
Source: RefSeq, a predicted model, not a curated record